Messenger RNA from Galendromus occidentalis (western predatory mite), 2716 nucleotides. It is a transcript of the gene rho-5, whose product is annotated as rhomboid-5. The coding region runs from base 41 to 2119 and encodes 692 amino acids. Gene Ontology annotation, cellular component: endoplasmic reticulum membrane. Gene Ontology annotation, molecular function: serine-type endopeptidase activity. The transcript has 7 exons. NCBI's taxonomy places the organism in Eukaryota, Metazoa, Arthropoda, Arachnida, Mesostigmata, Phytoseiidae. Gene Ontology annotation, biological process: regulation of protein secretion; regulation of epidermal growth factor receptor signaling pathway. The record is from RefSeq and is a predicted model, not a curated record.
AAUUCAUCAGUGCAGGAUCACGGACUAUAAAACAGACACCAUGGUUCAGGAAGGAAGGGAAGAUCCCGUCACUCCCGUCCAGGGUUCCUCAGGAACCCACCCUGAACCCACAACUCAAAUCAGCAGAAUCCUCGAACGGGGGGUCAGUCGAAUCAAAGAAGAGGCCCAGGAUUUUCUGCUAUAUAGUGGAGAGUCUCAAAAGAAGCUCGAAAAGAGACGGCAAGUCGUUUUCGCGCGGAGAUUCGCCUUGAAAACGGAUACCGAUGCUCAGGAACGUCCGGAAGAGCUCACGAAACCACCAUUCCUCAAGUUGACAGCGGACGGGUUCCAGACUUUGAAGAAGAAGACUCAAAAUGUCCUCCGAAAGGAUUCCGAAAGGGUCGAGGCUCAAGCACUCGAAUCCACUCGACAAUCUUUGCUGCGUCGAUCACAGAGCCACGAGAUACCCAUGGGCGUCGUGUCUGCCCCACCGGAACUGUCGCCGGAGGCGAUCACGUUUCUAGCUAUUAAACAUCUCGGUCCGAGAAGUGAAGACGAGUUCGGCAGCAGCUCCCAUACCGACCUACCUUCGACAGAUGUACAUCCUGCCGGCAAGAAAAUCAUCUUCAUGCGCGGGGUCGCGCCGGAUAAUAUUCGGAAACAGAGACGCCAAUUCAGCCUGAGCAAUGGUUUGAAGAAAGCGUUCCAGUUAAAUUACGUCACGCCCAUAGAAUAUCGGCCCAUUUUUACCUACUACGUGACCGUGACUCAAUUGCUCAUCUUACUAUUCUCCCUGUGGAUAUACGGGUUCGCUCCUUGGGGUCUAAAGACGGAGCGUAGACAAGAACUAGUUAUGGUGACUUCUUUGACACUAGAGAAUGUUGAUUACGAAGAGCGCCAGAACAUAUGGUUCGGUAAUAGAGAGGCGGACUUGAUUCAUCUCGGAGCGAGAUUCACGCCGUGCAUGCGAGACGACCCCGGCAUACGAGCAGAAAUCGUACGGGACAUCAAACGCGAACGAGACACGGCUUGCUGCGUGCGCCACGACAGGUCGGGUUGCGUGCAGACUCAGAAGGACCAAUGUUCGGAGAACCUUUCCACCUGGCACAAAAUCAUGCAUCCCGGAGUGAUGGUCGGCUCAGUCUGCGGUCAAGAUCCGCGGUAUUGCAACGAACCUCCAUCGAUCGAGCCGUAUCGUUGGUCUGAAGACUUCACCAAGUGGCCAAAGUGUCGCAAGCAGCAUGUGCCAUCGACAGUCCGCAACGGAGAUCUGGCCGAUGAAAACGCACACAUGGCGUGCCAGGUAGUGGGGCGCCCGUGUUGUAUUGGCACGUACGGUCAAUGCGAAAUCACCACGCGAGAAUAUUGUGAAUUUGUACAGGGAACUUUCCAUGACGACGCUGCUCUAUGCUCGCAAGUCUCUUGCCUGUCGGACGUCUGCGGCAUGUUCCCCUUCGUGAGAUCGCCAGAGAGUCCGGAUCAAAUUUACCGUUUGCUUACCUCGCUGUUCCUUCACGCGGGCCUACUCCAUUUCGCGCUCACGGCCAUCGUACAAAUGUGGUUGAUGCGUGAUCUCGAACGCAUAUACGGACCUCAUCGUAUCGGUGCAAUUUACAUGAUGUCCGGCAUAGGGGGCAAUUUAGCGUCUGCGAUAUUUGUGCCGUACAGGGCGGAUGUCGGCCCAUCGGCCGCUCUGUUCGGCAUUAUGGCGAUCUUCAUUGCCGAGCUUGUUAAACUUUGGGAUAGGUUGUUGGACCGGAAACGCGCGACAUUGCACGCGGUCCUUCCGAUUUUGAUAGGUAUUGUUUGUGGCCUCACGCCGUGGACGGAUAAUUUCGGACAUUUGUUCGGUCUGAUCAUCGGCUUCGUGUUGGCCAUGGUCCCUCAUAAUUCCGAGAAGCAGAAUGCUGACUUGGAUGAAAGUCAGAUGAUCGAGUAUCGGAGAAAGGCCCGUAGAAGAUGGUGCUUGUGCGCAGCGUCUCUCGUUAUUGUAUUCGUCGGCCUUCUCGUUUGGUUCACGAUUCUCCCCGAUAUCCAAUGUACAUUCUGUCAUUAUUUCACUUGUUUACCACAGAUCUUCGGAGAAGCGUGUGAAACGCACUCAGUUAACUAUAAGCCAAGAAUCAAAAUACACUUUUAAAUAUGUCCUCGCCCAUGAGUCACUCCCGGCAACUGCGGGACGAUUCCUCUUUGUUCCUCAUGUUAUUUAUAGGUUGUCUCUCACGAAUCGACGGACAAUGUACUUACUAUGCGCCCUGUUUCCUGUUUUAUACUCCUCUAUCCUGAGAACGCUAUCCCGAUGCAAGCUCAUCUAGUCUACGUGAAUGACCGCCGACAUAGUGGUGCAUAUACAGUAAUGAGUGAAUGGAUGGAAGAUGCCGCCGUUGGGUGCGAAAUAUUCUGAUGAUGAUGAUAGUUGUGAUCGAACAUUCCAUGGAAGAUGUUGAAUCCAUAGAAUCGAGGAGCGAGUUGAGCGCAUGGAUGCGGCUUCCAAACUGUGAACCGUCUGGUAUUGCGUUGAACGGGAACUACGAUACAAAGGGAGGGUUCCACUUACGGCUCGGAAGGAUGCUCGGAACCGCCAUAGCAUUUAAGAGCGUGACUCGAUGUCCGGUGGGGUCGAUGAAAACUAUCUCAACGUACCACAAUCAUGAGCUUUCUGUACGUAAAUUAUGAAAGACUCAACAAAUGUUUGAGUGGAGUGAACGACGAGCAAUGAAACUGUCGAUUGAGGAAA